Molecule: messenger RNA, 1418 nt
Organism: Blepharisma stoltei
Lineage: Eukaryota; Ciliophora; Heterotrichea; Heterotrichida; Blepharismidae
Source: the annotation of a GenBank genome assembly
AUGGAAAAUAUGGACUCUCGGCUAUCUGAUUUUUCAAUUCAAGGCGAGCUUGGCACAGGAAGCAGCGGGACUGUUUAUAAAGCUAAAAGCUUGAUAGAUAACAAUAUCUAUGCAUUAAAAAAGAUUAACAUUUCAAAUCUUUCUUUUGAAGAAAAGUCUGAAGCUCAAACUUUGAAAAAACUAGACCAUCCAAAUAUCAUAUCCAAUAUAAAUAGAAUAACUGCCAAUUUUUUUAAAAAUAAUUAUUAUUAAUUUUCUUAUAACUAACAAAAUUAUUUCAAAUAAAAAGUAUAAAAUACUAUGGAUCAUUUAAAGAAGGCGACUGAUUUUAUAUCAUCAUGGAAUAUGCUGAAGGCGGCGACCUCCACAAACUUUUUAAGCACCAUCAAACUUUAAAAGUGAAUUUUGACGAAAAAGAAAUUUGGAAAAUAAUUAUAGGCUUAGUCAAAGGUAUUUCAUAUUUGCACUCUCAGCACAUAAUUCAUAGAGACAUUAAAUGCUUGAAUAUUUUAUUGACAAAGGAUAGGAAGCCUAAGCUUGGGGAUUUAGGCUCCUCGAAAUUAGUAUCAAGCACCAUGAAUUAUAAUAGAGUAGGAACUCCUCAUUAUUUGUCACCAGAAAUGGUCCGGUGUCUUCCAUAUGAUUAUAAAACUGAUAUUUGGGCAUUAGGAUGUGUCGUUUAUACCUUGGCAUGCUUAGAAAUCCCUUUUAAAGGGGAAAGUUUGUUAUCAUUAGGAUUAAGUAUAGUAAAUAGUGAACCGAAAAGGCUUCCUGGAAUGUACUCACAGGAUUUAACGAAUUUGUGUAUGAAACUUCUUAUGAAACAGCCAGUUGAUAGACCAACUGCUGAAGAAAUUAUGGAGUUGAUACCAAGUCAGUAUAAAAAUGAGCAUGAAACUUUUAUAAAUAUAGAAGAAGAGAUAGGUAAACAAUAUAAAACUGAUUAUUUUAGAAAACCAAACAUAUCGCCUAUAAGGACUUUUUCGCUGCAAGAAAAACCAGAUUUUUCUGAGAAAUAUUUAAAUAAGCAAGAAAUUAAAAAUUCACCAGCCACAGAUUCUCCACUCAUUGGGAAAGUUUUAGUCUCAUUAGAAAGAAAAAGGAAUAGCAAAAGGCUUUUAAUCAAAAGAGCAUCAGUAGGCCAGAAUAAAAAAGCUAAACUUAUCAGCCUUGCUAAUCAAAGAAGAGAGCCUGAAAGUGCUAGAAGACCAUUGACUUCUGCAAGAGUUUUAUACCAAACUGUAAAUGACAGCUUAACUCCGAAAGAUAGAUCAGCAUCAGCUUUGAAAGCUCCACAUCUGACCAAGCAUGAAGCCCAUCCCCUAGCCUUCAGUACCAAAAUGCCUAGUCUUGAUGGGGAUGAUGAGCAUGUAGGAUUGAAAUCUCUGGCAAUGUCGAGGACGAAGAGCUUAUCUUAA